Molecule: messenger RNA, 4185 nt
Organism: Knipowitschia caucasica
Lineage: Eukaryota; Metazoa; Chordata; Actinopteri; Gobiiformes; Gobiidae
Source: the annotation of a GenBank genome assembly
AUGCGCUCAGACAUGUUUCCAGCCAGCAGCUUCGGGAAGUGGGAGACGGUGAUGAUCGUGGAGGAGAUGGAGGGGGAGGGGGUUCCCCAGAGUGACUCGGCCAAAUCCAACCAGGCCCCAGCGGAGCCUCGGGAGAAGGGAAAGUUUGAGGAGCAGGGCAUGAAGUCCCCCUGUCAGGCGUCCAAUCAGUGGGGCUCGUACUUCGUGGACGUCCAGAGAGACGCAGAGGGGGACGAGGUGCACAAGCUGACCUGGUGCUGCCAUUGCAUCCACAAGUACAGCGCCUUCGCCAUCCCCAGCGUGGAGCACAUAGCAGACCUGCCGUUGGAUUACAAAUUCCCCCGCUUCUCCCCAGACAAGCCCUGCACCGUCGGAUACUACCCCAGACCUCCCGAUUCUUUACUCAAGAGGCUGAACACGGGGCUCUCUCUCUCUCGCUCUCCCCCCGGUCCCCCCUGGCUCUGUCUGCGCGCCCCUCCUCAUCGGGACGCCCUCCUCCACAUUCCUCCUUCAUUCCCUCCUCCACACACUCAGACCCAGCUCCGUCUGUGGCCCCUGAACACCUCUCACCUCCCCCGGAGCCAUGACGCCGACGGCCCGGGCCUCCUGACAGCUGAUGCACCUCAGAAAUGCCUUUUCUCUGAUGAGACGAUGAGCACACACACCCGCGGGGCCCCCACAGUCUUCCUCAUAACCUGCCUGUGGCUCCUGCUGUGGCCCCUGCUGUGUGCGUCUCCUGCUGCUGCUGCUGAUGCGCCGGACCCCGGAGGAGGCGUCCACUUCGUCGGAGGGAACUAUGAGGGCCACCCCAUGCUGUACUUUGGCAGAGGGGAGGUGGAGGAGCUGCAGCAGGCGGCGGCGGGCUCUCACCGCGCUCUCGCCAAACUGAUCCGAGAGGCGGCGGAGGAGAUGCUGGAGCGCCCGGAGGAAUACCUGCCGCCCUGGAGCCCCGCCGACUUCACCAGCCGCUGGAACGAGGUCUACGGCAACAACCUGGGCCUGCUGUCCAUGUUCUGCCUGCUCUACCCGCACCGCGCCGGCGCUCUGGACAUGGCCCUAGACUACAUGGAGAGGAUGGCGGCGCAGCCUAGUUGGCGUUGGUCAGGUGUUGGUCAGGUGUUGGUCAGGUGUUGGUCAGGUGUUGGUCAGGCGUUGGUCAGGCGUUGGUCAGGUGUUGGUCAGGUGUUGGUCAGGUGUUGGUCAGGUGUUGGUCAGGUGUUGGUCAGGUGUUGGUCAGGCGUUGGUCAGGUGUUGGUCAGGCGUUGGUCAGGUGUUGGUCAGGCGUUGGUCAGGUGUUGGUCAGGUGUUGGUCAGGCGUUGGUCAGGCGUUGGUCAGGCGUUGGUCAGGCGUUGGUCAGGUGUUGGUCAGGUGUUGGUCAGGCGUUGGUCAGGUGUUGGUCAGGCGUUGGUCAGGUGUUGGUCAGGUGUUGGUCAGGCGUUGGUCAGGCGUUGGUCAGGUGUUGGUCGGGUGUUGGUCAGGUGUUGGUCAGGUGUUGGUCAGGCAUUGGUCAGGCAUUGGUCAGGUGUUGGUCGGGCGUUGGUCAGGCGUUGGUCAGGUGUUGGUCAGGCGUUGGUCAGGUGUUGGUCAGGCGUUGGUCAGGCAUUGGUCAGGCAUUGGUCAGGCGUUGGUCAGGUGUUGGUCAGGCGUUGGUCGGGCGUUGGUCAGGCGUUGGUCAGGUGUUGGUCAGGUGUUGGUCAGGUGUUGGUCAGGUGUUGGUCGGGCGUUGGUCAGGUGUUGGUCAGGCGUUGGUCAGGUGUUGGUCAGGUGUUGGUCAGGCGUUGGUCAGGUGUUGGUCAGGCGUUGGUCAGGUGUUGGUCGGGCGUUGGUCAGGUGUUGGUCAGGUGUUGGUCAGGCGUUGGUCAGGCGUUGGUCAGGCAUUGGUCAGGCGUUGGUCAGGUGUUGGUCAGGCGUUGGUCAGGCGUUGGUCAGGUGUUGGUCAGGUGUUGGUCAGGUGUUGGUCAGGCGUUGGUCAGGUGUUGGUCAGGUGUUGGUCAGGCGUUGGUCAGGUGUUGGUCAGGCGUUGGUCAGGUGUUGGUCAGGUGUUGGUCAGGCGUUGGUCAGGUGUUGGUCAGGCGUUGGUCAGGCGUUGGUCAGGCGUUGGUCAGGUGUUGGUCAGGUGUUGGUCAGGUGUUGGUCAGGUGUUGGUCAGGCGUUGGUCAGGCGUUGGUCAGGCGUUGGUCAGGUGUUGGUCGGGCGUUGGUCAGGUGUUGGUCAGGUGUUGGUCGGGGGUUGGUCAGGUGUUGGUCAGGUGUUGGUCAGGUGUUGGUCAGGCGUUGGUCAGGCGUUGGUCAGGUGUUGGUCGGGCGUUGGUCAGGCGUUGGUCAGGUGUUGGUCAGGGGUUGGUCAGGUGUUGGUCAGGUGUUGGUCGGGCGUUGGUCAGGCGUUGGUCAGGUGUUGGUCAGGUGUUGGUCAGGCGUUGGUCAGGCGUUGGUCAGGCGUUGGUCAGGCGUUGGUCAGGUGUUGGUCAGGUGUUGGUCAGGCGUUGGUCAGGUGUUGGUCAGGUGUUGGUCAGGUGUUGGUCAGGCGUUGGUCAGGUGUUGGUCAGGUGUUGGUCAGGUGUUGGUCAGGCGUUGGUCAGGCGUUGGUCAGGCGUUGGUCAGGCGUUGGUCAGGCGUUGGUCAGGCGUUGGUCAGGUGUUGGUCAGGUGUUGGUCAGGCGUUGGUCAGGCGUUGGUCAGGCGUUGGUCAGGCGUUGGUCAGGUGUUGGUCAGGCGUUGGUCAGGCGUUGGUCAGGUGUUGGUCGGGUGUUGGUCAGGUGUUGGUCAGGUGUUGGUCAGGUGUUGGUCAGGUGUUGGUCAGGCGUUGGUCAGGCGUUGGUCAGGCGUUGGUCAGGUGUUGGUCAGGUGUUGGUCAGGUGUUGGUCAGGCGUUGGUCAGGGUUGGUCAGGUGUUGGUCAGGUGUUGGUCAGGUGUUGGUCAGGUGUUGGUCAGGUGUUGGUCAGGCGUUGGUCAGGUGUUGGUCAGGUGUUGGUCAGGUGUUGGUCAGGUGUUGGUCAGGCGUUGGUCAGGUGUUGGUCAGGCGUUGGUCAGGCGUUGGUCAGGCGUUGGUCAGGUGUUGGUCAGGUGUUGGUCAGGUGUUGGUCAGGUGUUGGUCAGGCGUUGGUCAGGUGUUGGUCAGGUGUUGGUCAGGUGUUGGUCAGGCGUUGGUCAGGUGUUGGUCAGGUGUUGGUCAGGUGUUGGUCAGGGUUGGUCAGGUGUUGGUCAGGCGUUGGUCAGGUGUUGGUCAGGCGUUGGUCAGGCGUUGGUCAGGUGUUGGUCAGGUGUUGGUCAGGUGUUGGUCAGGCGUUGGUCAGGCGUUGGUCAGGUGUUGGUCAGGUGUUGGUUCAGGUGUUGGUCAGGUGUUGGUCCGGCGUUGGUCAGGUGUUGGUCAGGUGUUGGUCAGGUGUUGGUCAGGUGUUGGUCAGGUGUUGGUCAGGUGUUGGUCCGGCGUUGGUCAGGUGUUGGUCAGGUGUUGGUCAGGUGUUGGUCAGGUGUUGGUCAGGUGUUGGUCAGGCGUUGGUCAGGUGUUGGUCAGGUGUUGGUCAGGUGUUGGUCAGGUGUUGGUCAGGUGUUGGUCAGGUGUUGGUCAGGCGUUGGUAGGUGUUGGUCGGGUGUGUUGGUCAGGCGUUGGUCAGGCGUUGGUCAGGGCGGUUGGUCAGGUGUUGGUCAGGUGUUGGUCAGGUGUUGGUCAGGUGUUGGUUGGUCGGGGCGUUGGUCAGGUGUUGGUCAGGUGUUGGUCAGGUGUUGGUCAGGUGUUGGUCAGGUGUUGGUCGGGCGUUGGUCAGGUGUUGGUCAGGUGUUGGUCAGGUGUUGGUCCGGCGUUGGUCAGGUGUUGGUCAGGUGUUGGUCGGGCGUUGGUCAGGUGUUGGUCAGGUGUUGGUCAGGUGUUGGUCAGGUGUUGGUCAGGUGUUGGUCAGGUGUUGGUCAGGCGUUGGUCAGGUGUUGGUCCGGCGUUGGUCAGGCGUUGGUCCGGCGUUGGUCAGGUGUUGGUCAGGCGUUGGUCAGGUGUUGGUCAGGCGUUGGUCAGGCGUUGGUCAGGUGUUGGUCAGGCGUUGGUCAGGUGUUGGUCAGGUGUUGGUCCGGCGUUGGUCAGGUGUUGGUCAGGCGUUGGUCCGGCGUUGGUCAGGCGUUGGUCAGGCGUUGGUCAGGUGUUGGUCAGGCGUUGGUCAGGUGUUGGUCAGGUGUUGGUCAGGUGUUGGUCAGGUGA